AUGCACAAACGGAUGCUUGAUAUGGUGCACAUCGACUGUGUCUUGAGACAUCCGAGGCCCACAAUUCUAGCACAGAUGCCCACAUUCCUCCUGCUAUGGGGAGCCCCUCUCCUGUUACUCUCCAUUGUCUCUGUCACCUCUGCGCAGGGCCUUAUUGCGGUCCCUCCCACCUUGACGCCCGAGCUGGGCUUCUAUUACCUCAACAAGCUCAGGCUGACACAGCCAGGGAUUGAGUUCUACUCAAUCUUGUUGCAGCGCAAUAGUGCCCGCGUCAACGCCUACGUCCAGGUCAAUAAUCUUUUACAAACUGACACCCCCAAGGGAGCUGCGGCCAAGAGUUCUUCCGUGCGCGCGGUUUACACCGCAAACACACUUGGGGGGAAGGUGACGAUUGAGAGCUUCUACCGGCUGCUGCGCUGCGAGGACGACGGGUGCUUUGGGAUCAGCAGGGUAGUUGUGGCGGAGGUGGACAAUGGGCCUAACAACCGCACCUAUCCCAUGAUUGUGGUCAAGUCAACCAUGGGCAACACUUCUUGGCUGCUUGGCGCUCCGCAAGGCGCUGUCAAAAUUCUUCUUGACACCGCCGGCGAGCGCUCCUACACUGAUCCCUUGUACAAGAGCUUUGCGCUGUACCACAAGCUGGUCAAGCGCCCCGCCCCGUGCAGCUCGGCCCUCCCCAUGACCGGCGCGGGGGCGCUUUCGGAGUUUUUCGGGUUGCCAGGGUUCUCGUGCAUCCAGUACCAAAACAUCACGGUCAUAGUGGGGGCCAGCGCGAGCAGUAUGGCCGCCGUGAUGCUUUAA
This is a messenger RNA of Klebsormidium nitens, 801 nucleotides long. The record is from the annotation of a GenBank genome assembly. Lineage: Eukaryota; Viridiplantae; Streptophyta; Klebsormidiophyceae; Klebsormidiales; Klebsormidiaceae.